GCUUGGGAGAAGACUGCUGUAACUGCUGGGAGCCGGAGCCUCCGGGGCUUGCACUCUGUUAAAAUAGCUGUUGCAGCAACAGCAGCUCAUACCCAGCCUGUAGCUCCCCCUACUCCAGUCCAGGCAUCCAGAUUAGUGCGCUGGUGGCCCUUCUGCUGCUCUCUCUUAAGUGUCUGCUCUUGCUCGGGUUCCUUUGCGUCCCUCAGCGUCUUUUCCCCUCUUUGUUGUUCCCCUCUACCUCUCACCUCUGGCUCCAUUCCGCAGGUAGCCAGCCCCUAAGCGUCCGGACUGGAGGAACACUCAGUCCCCUCCCUUGCCUCCCACUAACCCAUCCCCGGCAGGGUUUCCAGUCCGCUGCCGGGUGCACCCAGCUGCUGCUGCUGCUACUGCUGCUGCUGCUGCUUGCCGCACCUCUGGCCGCAGCCGCCCCGAGGUUCCCUCCCACCUCAACUCCCACGCCUUCUGUGCGCCCCCCCCCCUUUCCUUUCCUCUCCCCUACUCUUUCAGCCCCAAGUCCCCACCCCCUGUGCCCUCAGGGGGGCACCCCCAAGGGGUGGGAGGGUGGUCAGCCGUGCCCAGGUCGCCAAGUGGCGGAGAGGUGACGGUAACCGCCUUCCUAUUUCCGCUCAGCAGAGUGGUGGGGUGUAUGUGUGUGCGCGUGUUGUGUCAGAAGGAGCGAGAGCUCAGAGAGACACGAAGGGGAGAGAGCGCAGAGAGAGGAGUUUCUGCUUCGCUCGCUCCUUCUCCCACUCACGGGAGCCUUGGAGCAGGGCCUGUCCUCCCGCCCCACUUCCCCCUCCUCCCCCCGCACCGAGCAGCGUCUCAGUCACUUGGGCGCAGCAGGUUGGGGCAGGAGGCUCCAGCGCCUGCAGCCUGCCUGGAAAAUGGUUACUCCGGCGGGGGAGCUUGCACUGAUCGGGAUAGGUAUUUUAUUGGCCGUGUGCCAGGCUUUGGAGAAUACAACAUCUGCCUUGAAUGCAGGUCCCCCUAUGGCAGCUGCAGUGGUUUCACAUUUUCAUGACUGUCCAGAUUCCCACAGUCAGUUCUGCUUUCAUGGGACCUGCAGGUUUUUGGUGGAAGAGGAGAAACCAGCGUGUAAAUGCCAUUCUGGGUAUGUUGGGGCACGAUGUGAACACGCGGAUCUCCUUGCAGUAGUGGCAGCCAAUCAGAAGAAACAGACCAUCACUGCCCUGGUGGUGGUUUCCAUAGUAGCCUUGGUUGUCCUUAUUGGGAUCUGUGUACUUAUACACUGCUGUCGAAUAAGGAGGCCUUGUGAAUGGUGUCGGGGCUUUGUCUGUCAACAUGAGAAGCCCAGUGACCUCUUGAAGGGAGGAACAACCUGUUGCCGCUCAGAGACAGUGGUCUGAAGGAAGGACACUGGGGAUACAGCCAGUUGGACUGCUGCUGCCCAAUACAGGAGAAAGGACUCUUCUAAAGAAGUGCAUUUUUCCAUGGAAGCAAUUAUUGCUGGGGACAUACUAGCAAGCAUUUUUUUUUUUCCUGCAUUGCCUCAAAAACUCCUAUGCAUCGUCUUUAUUAUUUGCUGGGCUUUUAAACUCUUCGAGAAUCCCAUCUGUUUGGGGUUACUUGGAUGAACUGAGGAUGGAAAUCGGCAGACCACGAAACCCUUAAGACUGUGUUGUUGGAGCUGGAUGACGGAUGGUCCUGGAAGGAAUGACAAAGAGUGUUGACUUCUUGUUUACGUAGCAGAAUUGGGUGCAGGUUUGGAGGCGUUUGAGUUUGGUGCAGGUGUGUGUGUGUGCUGCCAGGAAUGAAUUUCAAUCCGAAGUUCUUCCUCUUUUCCCCCCUUCUUGUCCAUUUGUGCUUCAUUUUUGUCUUUGGAUUGUCCGUCCAUACCCAUGACCUUUUUGUGGUGUUUGGGAAUCCACUUGGAACCAUGAGUUUCCUUCAAGUUGUUACAAUUCUGUCUCAUUUUUUUGAUGAGGGAAAGUGGAUAAAAUGGAGUUGCUGCUUACAUUAUGGAACGACAACCAGUUUUAAGAGGAAUUGUCUUUUCUAGCUAUAGAACCUUUAAGACUUUAACCCUCUGAGUCCUGGAUGAAUCUACCAAUAGAUACUGUAAACCCUCAAUUGCUGUUGUUUUUUUCCAACGGUGAUAAUUUCUAAUUUAUUAGAUAUGAAAGAUUUUCAUUUUUCAUCUCUUAAAUCAGUGUAAAACACAUACACACAAUCUUUUUAAAUCUUCUACUUCUGCUGUUGUUUAGUUACAGACUGAAGUUAUAGCUCAUAAAAAAUAUAUUUGCAUCUUUUGAUCAGGGAGGGUAUUUCUAGCAUCCUAAUUGUUCAUCUCUGAGGAGGAAGACCACAAACCAUAUCACAAGGGGCAAAAAUGCAUAACUGAAAUUUUAAAAGUUGAGCUUUGAGACCCUAAACCAUCCCAUGGGUUCAGUCUUAUUCUAGAUGGGAUAACUUGCAAGGAGCAAACAGAAAACUCACCAGUUCUAGAGAAAGUGAGUGGGCAGAUAGAUUCUGGCUGUGUGUGUAUAGGAUAAGUAAGCUCUGCUACGUGUAUAAAAAAUUACCCAUUUAUUUAAAAAAUAAACAAAAUGUUGACGGCCCCCUGGAGAAAUCUUCUUGGUUGUAUUUGGAAACUGAUGGUUAGCCAAACAUCCUUGAAAUUUCAGGCCAGAUCCAGGAAAAGGAGAGCCAGUCACUUACUUUCCAUUUGUAACUCAGUCAGUUUGUUGCUUUAUUUUAAAAUUGGGAAUCUUUACCUUUCCUAUUUAUUUUCAAGCCAUUAAUCAAA
Molecule: messenger RNA, 2767 nt
Organism: Sarcophilus harrisii (Tasmanian devil)
Lineage: Eukaryota; Metazoa; Chordata; Mammalia; Dasyuromorphia; Dasyuridae
Gene: TGFA
Product: transforming growth factor alpha
Exons: 6
Coding region: 885-1367 (160 amino acids)
Biological process (GO): epidermal growth factor receptor signaling pathway; positive regulation of mitotic nuclear division; positive regulation of cell population proliferation
Source: RefSeq, a predicted model, not a curated record